Molecule: messenger RNA, 1603 nt
Organism: Rana temporaria (common frog)
Lineage: Eukaryota; Metazoa; Chordata; Amphibia; Anura; Ranidae
Product: golgin subfamily A member 6-like protein 2
Exons: 1
Coding region: 308-1603 (431 amino acids)
Source: RefSeq, a predicted model, not a curated record
GAUACUCAGGAAAGAUUGAAGUCUAUCAUUCUGCAGAACAUCCAGAAUAGUUUUAUGAAAGUUGUAACUCAUGUCUGUGUUUUAUAAAAGAAGGAUCUGAACUUAUGUUUCCUAUUUGUUUUAUUUACAGGAAGUAUCAGCAAGAGAAGAGCAAUGGAAGAAGGAGAGGCUGAGCCUGGAGGCGGAAUUGAAGGAGGAAAGGAGGACUGAUCAAAAGAAGACAAAGGAUGAACUGGAACACCUUCAAUUGAACAUUAGGGAUAAUUGGCGGACAAACGACGAACAAAGGGAGAAUGAAUGGAAUUAUAUGGAUAAGAAAAUGAAACAUAUGGAUGGCAGACUGAUAGAUGUCCUGGAGCAACUAAGAAUUGCUAGAGAGGAAAUGGGGGAACCAACAAAGAGGUUGGAAGAAAAACUGGACGAGAUAGCACGCCAACUCAGCAAAGAACUGAAGGCAAUUGAGUCCAAAAUGGAAAAGAGAGAAGAAACCUGGAAGAAUGAGAGGAAGGAGCUAGAAGAGAAAUGUAGCAAAGACAAGAAGGAGUUGGAAGAUAAACUGAAAAUCGAAAGCCAAGAGAGAAAGGAACUUGCAAAGAAUUUGAAGGCGAUGAAAGACGAAAUGGGGGGGUCUGAAGCAAAAUGGAAUGAGGACAAGAAGCCGAUAGAGAAAAAAUUGGCAGAAAUCAGUGUUAACGUGGACAACAACCGCAGGCACAUGUAUGAGAGUCUUUGGAAGAUGGAGGAAAUGUUGGAGAAGAUUACGGGCCAAAUCAAAAUGUGGGAAAAGGAGAUGAAAGACCAAAAGGUCCAUCUGGAAGACGAGCAGAAGAAUAUGAAUGAAAAAUACAACAAUGAAAGGAUGGAGAUAGAAGAAAAAUUGAACCACGAAAGAAUGCCGAAAGACGAGAUAUUGAAAGAGAUUAAGGCCCAAAUGGAAAAUAAUAUCAAGGAGAUGGAGGUCCAACAAAACAAGGCCCUAAAGGAGACAGAGGACCAAUGUAAGAAGGUGGAAGGAAAACUGAAUGAGAUCGAGGGCCAUCUGAAGCAAGAACGGGAGAUGGAGGACCAAAGAAAGAAGGUCUUAGAAGAGAUGGAGAGAAAAUUAAGGGAGAUGGAAGACAAACUGAAAGAGGCCGAGGACCAAGGAAAGAACGAACGCAAGGAGAUGGAUGGCAAACCGAAGAUGAUGGAGGAGAAAUUAAAGAAGACUGAGGACCAGCUGGAAAAGGAAAGAAAGGAGAUGGAAGACAAUAUGAAAAAGAGAGAAGACAAAUGGGACCAGGACAAGAAGGAGAUGGAAGAAAAAUUGAACCAGGACAGGAAGGAGAUGGAAGUAAAAUGGAACCAGGACAGGAAGGAGAUGGAAGUAAAAUGGAACCAGGACCGGAAGGAGAUGGAAGACGAAAUGAAAAAAAGAGAAGACAAAUGGGACCAGGACAGGAAGGAGAUGGAAGUAAAAUGGGACCAGGACCGGAAGGAGAUGGAAGACGAAAUGAAAAAAAGAGAAGACAAAUGGGACCAGGACAGGAAGGAGAUGGAAGGACAGAUGAACAAAAAGAUAGAGGAUAUGGUAAGUAUCGUUGGCAUAUUAUUGAAUAUUUAG